Messenger RNA from Ficedula albicollis (Collared flycatcher), 4004 nucleotides. It is a transcript of the gene FRMPD1, whose product is annotated as FERM and PDZ domain containing 1. The transcript has 19 exons. Bases 102 to 4004 code for a protein of 1300 amino acids. Gene Ontology annotation, molecular function: protein binding. Gene Ontology annotation, cellular component: cytoskeleton. The record is from RefSeq and is a predicted model, not a curated record. NCBI's taxonomy places the organism in Eukaryota, Metazoa, Chordata, Aves, Passeriformes, Muscicapidae.
CCCUGAGGCACAGAACUUCCAGUCCCAGCAGAAGACAGGAGGGAGGAGGUCAGGACGUGUGGAGCUCCUAGGCUGGUCAGAAGGCACACUGUGAAAGGUAAAUGGGAGAUUUGGAGACUAGCUUAAUCCAUACACGAAAAUCAUGUAGAAUAGAGCAAAUGGUAGCAAAAUGGCUUCAUCGCUCUCGGGACAGCACAGCCAGGAGCAGCGUGCCUGCGAUGGACAGCGCUGGGGACAGCGGGGCGCAGCCGCCCAGCCGGGUCAAGGUGACCGUCACCGUGUACAGGGACCUGGUGCUGCAGCACUACGGCUUCGAGAUCUGCCCAGGGCUGCCCCUCACCAUUGCCUCCGUCACUGCAGGGAGCACGGCCGACGGCAAGCUGCAGCCCGGCGACCAGCUGCUCGCCAUCAACUCCAGCACGGUGGAGGGCACGUCUGUGGAGCGGGCAGCCAGCAUCAUCAGGGACGCUGGAGAUGAGCUGGUCCUGACCGUCCUGCGCUGCAGCUCCGGUGGCCCCAAGUCAUCGUUCCUCACGGCAGAGAAGAGGGCGAGGCUGAAAACGAACCCCGUCAAAGUGCGGUUUGCGGAGGAGGUGCUGCUGAACGGGCACUCGCAGGGGAGCUCCCUCCUGUUCAUGCCCAAUGUUCUCAAGGUGUACCUGGAGAACGGACAGACAAAGGCGUUCAGGUUUGAGAGGAGCACCACUGUGAAGGACAUCGUGCUGACCCUGCAGGAGAAGCUGUCCAUCCGCAGCAUCGCCCACUUCGCCCUGGUGCUGGAGGAGCAGUACAACCUGGCCAAGAUCCACCUGCUGCACGAGGAGGAGCUCAUUGCACAGGUGGUCCAGAAAAGAGACUCUCACGACUACCGCUGCCUCUUCAGGGUGUGCUUUGUCCCCAAGGACCCCUUGGACCUCCUGCAGGAAGACCCAGUGGCCUUUGAGUAUCUGUACCUGCAGAGCUGCAGCGAUGUGCUCCAGGAGAGGUUUGCGGUGGAGAUGAAGUGCAGCGUGGCGCUGCGCCUGGCCGCCCUGCACAUCCAGGAGAGGGUCUGCGCCUGUGCCCAGCCUCACAAGGUGUCCCUCAAGUACAUCGAGAGGGACUGGGGAAUCGAGAACUUCAUCUCCCCCACCUUGCUGCGAAACAUGAGAGGGAAGGACAUCAAGAAAGCCAUCAGCUACCACCUGAAGAGGAACCAGGUGCUGCUGGACCCUCGGCAGAAGCACACGCUGACGGCAGCCCAGGUGCGCCUCAGCUACCUGCAGAUCCUGGGAGAGCUGAAGAUGUACAGCGGGAAGAUCUUCAACGCCACCAUGAUGCUGCAGGACAGGGAGUCGUACGUGGCCCUGCUGGUGGGGGCCAAGCACGGCGUGAGCCAGAUCGUGAACAGCAAGCUCAACAUCGUCAGCAGCCUGGCCGAGUUCCCCAGCAUCAGCAGGGUGGAGCUCAGCGACGAGUCCGAGCGCGUCAGCACCGUCAAGAUCUACCUGCAGGACCUCAAGGUGCUCACGCUGCUGCUGGAAUCAAACAGCGCCAAGGAUCUCGUCUGCCUCAUCGCCGGGUACUACCGACUCUUCGUGGACGCAAACGGCUCCAUAUUCACCUGGGGAGAGAAACAGCAGCAGCUGCACCGUGUCUCGGCUGAAGAAGGGUAUGAAUCGCGAGCCUGCAGCGACUCCGAGGAUUCCUGUGACUCCUGCUCGGAGCGCGGCCGGGGCAGCCGUGCGGAGCGGCUGGGCGAGCCCGGCAGCCCCGGGCCCGGCGGAGAGCCCCGGGGUGGAGGGGGCGACCCUCGGGACCCUCGGGACACCGCCACCGACAGCGCCUCGGAGGCGUCCGACUCGGCCAACACCGAGAGCCGCGGCUUCAAGACGAGCGGCUCCAGCGACUCCGUGGACGCGCUGGAGGAGGAUGAGCUGGAGGCGCGCUCUUCCUCCCGGCCGGAGCUGUUCCGCUUCUACACGCCCACCGUGCAGGAGCUGAGCAGCGCGGGGAGCGGCUUGGUGGCGGUGAGCGCGGCGGGCAGCGCCGGGGGUUAUUUCUGCUUGCUGCAGGUGCCGGGGGCAGAGCCCGGGGCGAGCCCCGCGGGGCAGGGCGAGCCCGAGCCCCGGCCCGUGUCCGUGCUGUCCGGAGCGUCCCCGGGCUGCCACAGCCUGUCCCCCCCGGGCCCGGGGCACGGCCACCUGGUGCUGCGGCCACCGCCGGGCUUCGGCGACUCCAGCUCCGAGGAGGAGUUCUACGACGCUGCGGACAGGCUCAGCCCUCCGGACGCGCUGGCAGGUAAAGGCACACCUGCGGGCUGCAGGUCAUCCUGGGAGGGUGCAGAGAGCUCCUCCUGCAUCCCCAAGAGGCUGAGGUGCUACAGCCUGGGGGAGAGGCACGGGCAGGAGAGGGAGCUGGCCUGCACCAAGAGCCUGAGGAAGAGGAGGUCUUUCCUGGAAACUGAUUACACCUCGCAGGUCAGUUUCCCUGCGGCUCCUCCAGGCUCUCCACAGCGCUGCUGCUCCUGGCUGCCCACUCAGCCCUCCCCAGAGGACACAGGGAAGGACACGGAGACGGCCACCAUUCCUGUGGCCAGCCAGGGACAGAGGGACACCGCUGGCACAGACCCCUGCUCUGACCUGGUGGACAUGGAGCCUGGCACCACGGGGACAAAGCCAGCGAUGGAAGAGCUGCUUCCCUCCGUUUCGGACGUUUGCCAUCCUGGUGACCACUGUGGGGAGGAGGACAGCAGCGCCCAGCCUCAACAGCCCCCCGAGCAGCCCCUUCCCCGAGGGCAGAGCGGGGCUGCCCAGGAGAGCUCUGCAGAGGACACUGAUCCCAGGCGUCCCAGCGAGCAGAGCUGUGCACCCCGUGGGGGCUGCCAGGCCCAGGGGGCUCCGGAGGAGGGGGCUCAGGUGCUGGCCACCCAGCACGAGGAGAGCAAAGGUGGCCAGAGCUGUGCCGGUGGCCAGGGCAGUGCAGGUGGUGAGAGCCGUCCCGAUGGUCAGCGCUGUGCCCGCAGCAGCAGCAGCAGCAGCAGCCAGGGCGCCGUGUCCCGCGCCAGCAGCCCCCAGGUGCCGAGCGGGGACACCCUGAGGAAGGUGCGCCUGGGCCACUCGGGGCUCCCAGAGGCAGCCCAGCUCCUGGCAGAGUGCGGCGGGGCCCCGCGGGGUCUCACCCGCCUCUCCUGGCUCUCGUUCGGGGUGAGGACAGAGCCCGUGUCGCACAGCCUGCUGCAGGACAGGCUGCAGCACCCGCCUGAGCCGCUGGCCCGCCUGGCCACCAGCAGCGGCGUGGGGGCCAGUGCUGUCGGAAGGAGGGUGCCAACAGCCCCUGCUGGAGCAGGCUUUGGCCAGGAGCUGGCGAGCAGCUCCGGGCUGGCCCAGCUGCCAGGGCCCCUCACCACCCCCCCAGCCAGCAGCUCCAGCCUCCCCAGGAGCCCUGGGAGCGCUCUCCCAGUCCCCAUUGCUGGGGAGGCAGGGCAGGACCCCCACAUCCGAGUGCUGGGGCAGCUGAAGGACCAGGCGUGGCUGAGCCCUGCGGAUUGCUCCCGCUUCCUGGCCUACACCGUGCAGCUCCAGGAGGUGGUGGGGAAGCUCUGUGGGAACCAGGCGACCCACCUGCACGACCAGUGCGCAGAGCAAGGCGCAGAGAGCAAGGGUGCCCUGGGCUGGGCUUCCCAGGACCUGCUGUCCAGCUGCCAGGCGCUCCUGAGCACGGAGCAGCCUCUCACAGAGGUGCAGUGCGCGCUGAGAGCGACGUUUGACCGCCUGGUUCACCUGGCAGUGACCUGCUUCCAGGUGACACACUGCUGGCAGUGCAGGCAGAGGCAGCAGGAGCUGGGAGCCGCGCUGGGGGACGUGGUGGGCACCUACCAGCAGCUGGUGCAGGCUGUGCACCAGCAGCUCCACGGGCAGGUGUGCCCCGAGCUGGGCACCAAGCUCCUCGCCCGCCAGCACACGGCCCUGGCAGCUGCCAUCCUGUGUCUGCUGCAGCAGUUCAGGGCGUCCCCCUGGCUGUGA